GGCGGCGGAUGCAACCAUGUCCUGGGGGGAAGCCCACCCCUUUGAAUCGCUUCCUAGUGAUUAUAAUCGUAAGACGAAGGGGAAGUUAUGCCGAUGACGCGGCGCUCCAGGCGCCCAAACAGACAUAAAAAGGCCAUAGUGGCCUCUCUCAAUGUGAUGUCCAGACUCAAGAAGCCUGCAGUCGCAUCAAGUCUUGUUCAAGCGCCCAAGAGUUGCAAUCCAACAUUAUGGUUUUUAUCGUCAGCUGCAUCUCAUCAUCAUAAAAUCACCAUGUCGACCAAGGCACCAGAAGACCCUACCUUUCGGUCUUUUGACCGUAAACAAGGCGAAAAAUAUGCCCAAGCCCGUCGUGACUACCACCCUCUGCUGUAUUCGAUCGUCCUCGACUACCACACGUCAACAGGGGGCAAGUUUGACACGGUCCUCGACGUCGGCUGCGGGCCCGGCAGGGCUACGCGCAGUCUGGCGGCACACUUCAGCCAAGCCAUUGGUAUUGAUCCAUCUGACGGGAUGAUCGCAACGGCGCGGUCCCUUAGCGACAGCUCUUCAGCCUCCGAGCCAGUCCGCUUCGAGGUGUCGACGGCCGAAGAGCUAGGGUCGCGACUCUCGCCACCUAUCUCCGAGGGAAGCAUUGACCUGAUCACUGCUGCCACGGCCGCUCAUUGGUUCGAUAUGUCUGCCUUCUGGCCGCAGGCUGCCCGGAUGCUCAAGCCAGGCGGCAGCGUGGCACUUUGGACCAGCGGCGGUGUCCUCGUUGAUCCGUCGAUGCCCAACUACCAAGCCAUACAGGCUGCCAUCGACAAGCUCGACAACUCCGUCGAAGACUACCGCGUGCCAGGCAACCUGCUUACUCGCCACCUGUACGCCGCCCUGCCGUUGCCAUGGACACUCGAAAAGCCAGUGCCAGAGUUCGACCAGGCCACUUUCAUGCGAAAAGAGUGGAACACGGGCGGGUUGUCUGACGGAGGUGAGGUCGUGAACUUCACCUUCUACGACAACGAUAAACCGGUCGACUUGAACACACUAGAGAAAGUUCUGGCCACGUCGAGCCCCGUCAUUCGCUGGCGUGAGGCCCACCCCGACGCGGUUGACACCGAGCGCGAUCUCGUGCGAAUCAUGAGGACUGAGAUUGAGUCGGCACUCCGUGAAGCUGGCGCGGAUCCCGAUACGACAAUGAUGAAGGGGAGUGUGUCCGGUGCUCUCUUGAUGGUCAAGACGAAGGUUUAAUUAGCCAUGGAGUUACCAAGGGAGAAACUGAGAGUCCCAGCUGCACGACUCUUCGAAUUAAAGGUAGCUGGCGACGCUGUGUACCUAAUUAUUUAGUCAACAUUCCCAUUAAUUAACAACAAGGGAAGAUUUUUGUAGCAAGUAAUUCAACAUUAGACUGUUCCGGU
Molecule: messenger RNA, 1394 nt
Organism: Lasiosphaeria miniovina
Lineage: Eukaryota; Fungi; Ascomycota; Sordariomycetes; Sordariales; Lasiosphaeriaceae
Product: S-adenosyl-L-methionine-dependent methyltransferase
Exons: 1
Coding region: 88-1227 (379 amino acids)
Molecular function (GO): S-adenosylmethionine-dependent methyltransferase activity
Source: RefSeq, a predicted model, not a curated record